AUGACCGACGUCGUGGAAGAGAAAUGGCUGCCGUGCCCGCUUUUUCUCUCAUCGCUAUCCCGCUACCGAGAUGAGCAUGUUAUUGACGUGAUGAAGUGUGCGCUGCGGCGCACCCAGCCAGUGCUGGAGAGGCCUGGUCGAUCACGACAGGUGAUGGAGGCCAGCAAUAAUCUUGCUGCUUCCCCGUACAGUAUGCGGUGUAUACAUGACUUGGGCGUCGUGUACACCAGCGAGGGUCAGUGGGAGAAGGCUGCCAACGUGAUGCUUCGAGGAUGGAAGCGCGCCGACGAGAUUGAGGAUGAGCAUGUUCGCUUCCGCUUCCUGAUGAAGCUGUGUGAAACUUCUUUCAGAAUAGGGAAGCCGCUGCAGGCCUUCGCAGUCCUGAAAAGCAUCGAUCCUCCAGCAAGCAAGGAGGACAUGCCGGCAUUCCAAGUAAUGUGA
This is a messenger RNA of Effrenium voratum, 441 nucleotides long. The record is from the annotation of a GenBank genome assembly. NCBI's taxonomy places the organism in Eukaryota, Dinophyceae, Suessiales, Symbiodiniaceae.